Messenger RNA from Diabrotica virgifera virgifera (western corn rootworm), 1021 nucleotides. RefSeq lists its product as uncharacterized. NCBI's taxonomy places the organism in Eukaryota, Metazoa, Arthropoda, Insecta, Coleoptera, Chrysomelidae. The record is from RefSeq and is a predicted model, not a curated record. The transcript is spliced from 2 exons. The coding region runs from base 96 to 644 and encodes 182 amino acids.
UAAUUUUUAGUACUGCAACCUCUCCAGUUUCCAUCACAUUGACUGAAAAUCCCAACAAUAAAAAACAACCCACAGUGAAAACGGCAAGCCAAGUAAUGAACAAUAGUCCAACAGUUGACACCUUAGUACCAACAACACCACAAAUAUUUGGAUCUUUACCUUAUAUUCCUAUCUUAACACCAAAACUUCUUAAAUUAUUUAAAGGAUUCGAAAACAUAAAAAUUGCUACUAGAAACGUCAAAACUAUAGCACAUUUAUACACCAAAACUAAAGAUCCACUAACAACUAAGGAGAGUUCAAAAGUAGUGUAUCAAAUACCUUGCUCAGACUGCGAUAAGGUAUAUAUAGGAGAAACUUCUCGUACAUUACACAGCAGAAUCAUUUCGCACAGAAGUGAUAUUAACACAAACAAAUCACAAGCUUGUGCAUUAGCCGACCACUCAAUUAAUCUGAAUCAUUCAUUUAAUUUUUCACAGGCGUCAAUUUUAGAGAGGGUGAAAAAUGAGCAGAAGAGAUUAUUUGUAGAAAUGACACACAUCCAGAAAAAUAAAAAAUGCAUAAACAGAAAGUCAGAUAUAGACAAAUUGAGUAACAUUUAUUGCUAUAUAUUAGCAUAUCAACAAACAUUUGGCACAACAUCAUAAUCUGAUUUUGUAUCGUACAUUCCAUCAUUAAAAAUUCAUAAUAGGCUGAAAACAAAUUGACUGGACUAAUUUAUUUUCAUCAAAUUAACAACUAUAAUAAAAACAACUAUUGUUACUGGUUUUGCUUUCCUCCUAAAGAAAUGGUAAACAAUUCAUAUAAUGUUGAACAACGAACCAUGGAAACAACAUAAUGUUUUAGAUUGCUUUAAAUAUUUUAAUAUGUGUGUGAUUGUCCUUUUUUGUAAAGUUACAACUUUAUCUUUUAAUCUCACGACUAAUGUCUUGAAAAAGAAUUAAAGCAAUUCGAAAGCUUGACAGUAAGUCAAAGAGUUUUCUUUGUCUUGUGGGCCAAUAAAUAGACUGACUGCAUCCUCAAG